GCGGAAGAGGAAGGAACGGGCCAGGCUGUGAGGUGGCAGCGGCUGCAGCGGCGGAGCCGGCGCCUCGGGCCCUGGGGUCUGUUCCCCCUUCCCCGCCCUACCCCUGCAAGGGGCGUCGGGGGCGCCGCUCCGGAGGACAGGAGCACGUCCCAGCCCCACGCCCUCACCCCCCACUCCCCGGGACCGGGCUGGCCGCGGCCGCCCGUUAUCCGCCCGCCGCCGCCCCUGGCCCGGCUGCAGGGGACUCCCCCUGUGGGUCUCGGGGUGUCCUUGGUUGUCCUUCGCCCACUGGCGCAGGCAGGGCUUUUGCCCCCGCUGACGGGCCUGAGAACGGGGUCUUUGCCCUCCUCUUUCCGCCGCGACCUCCAUUCCCGUCGCCAGAACGAACGGAGUCUCCCUGCCCCUCCUCUACAGCCCCGUGACGCAGGCAGUUUUAUUUCUCUUGUGAGACUAACGGCUAACACUCGCUUUGGGCCUUCUUUCUAGGACUAGAGUUGCUCUUUGAUUGCUGAGAGGUAGACAGGGGCGCCGGGCUUGACAACGGGCGCACCGGAAGCCAGCCGAGCAUCCGUGCGCCUUCACAGGAUCCCUGCGUUGUCGCUAGCUGCUUCUCUUCUCGGUUUGGUUUGGUUCGGUUUGGGUACCCGGGGCUCUGGUAACACCAAACACCGAAUCGCUCUUACGGGGCCGGGGUUUCUGUCAUUGGCCUCCCGUCCCUUCUCAGAAGAUGGUGGGCAGCACCAGCUUCUCAGCAGCGGGGGUUCGGAGAAGAACGCACUGCAGAGUGACUCCAUCAGCCAUUGUGCUCCUCUGAGAGGCUCUCCGUGCUGAGUCACCAUAUCCUCCGUCCACCUCAUUAGGUGGGCAGAACUUCUGUGCGCGGUGCCAGUGGCUCCUGACCACUCCUGACUACUGGGAGGGGUGGGUACCCUAGCCAGAUGUCUCCUUAACACUCGGGAAUAGAGUGGAAAGGCCCUGACCCCAUCCCGGUGCCGGCCUUCAGCAGCCAGUCAGCAGCACCUGCAGUAAACUGAGUGAGACGUGCCCCCGCCAGGCGCUUUUUGGGAAAGGCCCGUGGAGUUAGGUUCCUCUAGCCGGGGGCUGUUGUGUUGAUGGAGCAUGUGCUUUUCCCCAAGCCCAUCUUUAUCGGUUGCUGCCAUCUCUUGGCUUAGAUCCAGUCUACAGAUGUAUGUAAUCCUUUUGGGGUUAGGUUUGACGGGAUUGAGUUUUAUUUCCUCCCGUUUUUACUGGAAGCCUCACCAUUAGUGGGUGAAAUUGAUUCUAAUAUUUACUAUUUAGAUUGAGGGUUAGAUCCAGCACCUUGACAACAGAAGGCCAGGCAGACAUUUCCCGGGGAUACUGGGCCUGGAAGCAAACACGCCUUGUUCUCUUGUUGACCUCAUUGACCCCAGGUUCCCUUGUUAAAACUGCAGACCUACUCCCGGCCAGGUGCCCGUUUACCCACUGAUCGAUCCUUGAGGCUGUGCCCUCUGGGGCACGCACAUGGCAGGGCCCACCGCCAUGCGACUGAGCUCAGUGUUGGCUCUGCUGCGACCAGCACUGCCCCUCAUCCUAGGGCUGUCUCUGGGGUGCAGCCUGAGCCUCUUGCGGGUUUCCUGGAUCCAGGGUGAGGGAGAAGAUCCCUGUGUAGUGGCUGUGGGGGAACCAGGAGGGCCACAGAAUCUAGACUCAGGAACUCAGCUUGACCAAAGUGAUGAAGACUUCAAACCCCGGAUUGUCCCCUACGACAGGGAUCCCAACAAGCCCUACAAGAAGGUGCUCAGGACUCGGUACAUCCAGACAGAGCUGGGCUCUCGCGAGCGGUUGCUGGUGGCUGUCCUGACCUCCCGGGCCACACUGCCCACUCUGGCUGUGGCUGUGAACCGCACGGUGGCUCACCACUUCCCUCGGUUACUCUACUUCACUGGGCAGCGAGGGGCCCGGACUCCGGCAGGGAUGCAGGAUGACACGUAUGUGCAGGCCCCCCGCCUGGCAGCCCUGGCUGGCCACCUCAGUAUCAACCAAGACCUGUACCUGGGCCGGACGGAGGAGUUCAUUGGCGCAGGCGAGCAGGCCCGAUACUGCCACGGCGGCUUUGGCUACCUGUUGUCACGGAGCCUCCUGCUUCGAUUGUGGCCACAUCUGGAUGGCUGCCGAGGAGACAUCCUCAGUGCCCGUCCUGAUGAGUGGCUUGGCCGCUGCCUCAUUGACUCUCUGGGCAUCGGCUGUGUCUCACAGCACCAGGGGCAGCAGUAUCGCUCGUUUGAACUGGCCAAAAAUAGGGACCCCGAGAAGGAGGAGAGCUCGGCUUUCCUGAGUGCUUUUGCGGUGCACCCUGUCUCCGAGGGAACCCUCAUGUACCGGCUCCACAAGCGCUUCAGUGCUCUGGAGCUGGAACGAGCGUACAGUGAAAUAGAACAGCUGCAGGCUCAGAUCCGGAACCUGACCGUGCUGACCCCUGAGGGGGAGGCAGGCCUGAGCUGGCCCAUUGGGCUCCCGGCCCCUUUUACACCGCACUCUCGUUUUGAGGUGCUGGGCUGGGACUACUUCACAGAGCAGCACACCUUCUCCUGUGCAGACGGGGCCCCCAAGUGCCCACUGCAAGGGGCUAGCAGGGCAGAUGUGGGUGACGCCGUGGAGACUGCUUUGGAGCAGCUGAAUCGGCGCUAUCAGCCCCGCCUGCGCUUCCAGAAGCAGCGGCUGCUCAACGGCUACCGGCGCUUUGAUCCAGCGCGGGGCAUGGAGUACACCCUGGACUUGCUGCUGGAAGCUGUGACGCAGCGCGGCCACCGGCGGGCCCUGGCCCGCAGGGUCAGCCUGCUGCGGCCCCUGAGCCGGGUGGAGAUCCUCCCCAUGCCCUACGUCACCGAGGCCACCCGCGUGCAGCUGGUGCUGCCGCUGCUGGUGGCCGAAGCCGCCGCGGCCCCUGCGUUCCUGGAGGCCUUUGCAGCCGGUGUCCUGGAGCCACGAGAGCAUGCCUUGCUCACCCUGUUGCUGGUCUAUGGGCCACGGGAAGGGGGCCGAGGGGCCCCGGACCCGUUUCUUGGGGUGAAGGCUGCAGCGGCUGAGUUGGAACGACGGUACCCUGGGACGAGGCUGGCCUGGCUCGCUGUGCGCGCGGAGGCCCCUUCCCAGGUGCGGCUCCUGGACGUGGUCUCUAAGAAGCACCCCGUGGACACGCUCUUCUUCCUCACCACCGUGUGGACCAGGCCCGGGCCCGAAGUCCUGAACCGCUGCCGCAUGAACGCCAUCUCCGGCUGGCAGGCCUUCUUCCCGGUCCACUUCCAGGAGUUCAGCCCCGCCCUGGCACCACAGAGAUCUCCCCAGGGGCCCCCGGGGGCCGGCCCCGACCCCCCGUCCCCUCCUGGUGCUGACCCUGCCCGGGGGGCUCCCGCUGGGGGCAGGUUUGACCGACAGGCUUCCGCAGAGGGCUGCUUCUACAACGCGGACUACCUGGCGGCGCGAGCCCGGCUGGCUGGUGAGCUGGCAGGCCAGGAAGAGGAGGAAGCCCUGGAGGGGCUGGAGGUGGUGGAUGUUUUCCUCCGGUUCUCAGGGCUCCACCUUUUCCGGGCCGUGGAGCCAGGGCUGGUGCAGAAGUUCUCCGUGCGUGACUGCAGCCCUCGGCUCAGCGAGGAGCUCUACCACCGCUGCCGCCUCAGCAACCUGGAGGGGCUGGGGGGCCGUGCGCAGCUCGCCAUGGCUCUGUUUGAGCAGGAGCAGGCCAAUAGCACCUAGCGCGGCCCGGGCCCCACGCCUCCACUUAGAGCCCUUCCGGCCUAAUCCCCGGCCAGGCGGGGCAAGAUGGAUGGACCGACGGAGGGCUUGUUGCUGUAUUUCUGAAUAAGAAAAUGUUAUUAAAAGUGUCUUCUGCCAAACUGUUUUUAGGUGUAGGGAAAAUGGAGUAAGAAGACUCUGAGGGAGGGGGUGGGGCGUUUCCCAGAGGGACCCACUGCCCUCCCCUUCCUCCUCCCUCCCCAGUUACCAAUGACCACACGGCUGUUAUCAGGUGAAUGACCUUUAAUCCAGUCCCUGCCUCACCCGCGAGGCGAGGCCAGACGUCAGGAGUGAUGGCGGAGCCCUAGGGGACAGGGCAGGGCCUGAGGCCCCCAGCGGCGCCCGUUCACAGGGCUCCUAGGUGUUGCGCACAACCAGAGAUUGCUCCAGCUCCUGCCUGCGCUGCUGGAUCUGUAGAGAAAUGAGAGCAGAAGCAGGUUACCGUGGUGCUGCACUCCCUGAGUCCCCUUCACCUUGAGGUCCCGGCUCUGGGAGCGGAGGAGGUCUUGGAUGUAGCCUUUGGGGUCUCUGGAGAAGCUUAGCAUGAAGUCCCUCUGGAUCUUGAGCUGGUUUAUGGACUCAAUCGUCUCAUGGAUCUACAGCUCUGGGCUCUGGCCCCACCUUACUGUCCAGAGCGCUGAUCUCCUGCUGGUUGGCCGUGGACAGGAGGAAGCUGCUCAUCUGCCCCUUCAGUGGCUCCUCCACCUCCACAUCAAUGUCAUAGCACGCCGUCUUCUUCUGGUCCGACGGGUCCACGCUGCCAGGAGAGUCCAGCCCUUGGCGUCCGUGCCGCCCCCACAGAGGCCAAGGGCGCUGGGGCCCAAUGCAGAGGGGAGGGG
Messenger RNA from Eubalaena glacialis (North Atlantic right whale), 4613 nucleotides. It is a transcript of the gene CHPF2, whose product is annotated as chondroitin polymerizing factor 2. NCBI's taxonomy places the organism in Eukaryota, Metazoa, Chordata, Mammalia, Artiodactyla, Balaenidae. The record is from RefSeq and is a predicted model, not a curated record. Gene Ontology annotation, molecular function: glucuronosyl-N-acetylgalactosaminyl-proteoglycan 4-beta-N-acetylgalactosaminyltransferase activity. The transcript has 7 exons. Gene Ontology annotation, cellular component: Golgi cisterna membrane. Bases 1504 to 3735 code for a protein of 743 amino acids.